Molecule: messenger RNA, 1206 nt
Organism: Miscanthus lutarioriparius
Lineage: Eukaryota; Viridiplantae; Streptophyta; Magnoliopsida; Poales; Poaceae
Source: the annotation of a GenBank genome assembly
AUGGCUGCCUCUCCGGGUCGCGCCUCGGCCGGCCAUGGCGACCUCUCCGAGCGCGGCCUCUUCUGCUCGUCCAGCCCCAACACGCAACGAGGCGGCGCCAUCGGGCGAGGCGCGUGGCGGCAGCCAUGGAUGGGCCAGGUGAGGCGCACGAUAGCAGCCAUGGCCACGGCUAGACCGGGAGAGGGCGUGGCCACGGCGGGGGCCAUCCCGCGGCAGUGGCAUGUGGCGGGGCUGGGCACCACCACGAGGAGGAACGACAACCAUGGGCAGUACGGAGGCUUCUGGCUAGCCGAGAUCACGCAAAACGCCAUCGCUGCCGCUCGCACACGCAUCAAGUCCAACCCACCUGAUGUCUUGCUCGCCAGCUUGCCCAAAUCCGGCACCACCUGGCUCAAGGCCCUUGCCUUCGCGACGCUCAACCGUGCCACGCACUCGCCGUCCGACGCCCAGCACCCGCUCAGGCACCACAACCCCCACGACUGCGUCGGCUUCCUGGAGAUGAUGGUGACCCAGGACGACGACGAGGCCGUCCGUUCUCCACGGCCUCUACUGGUACAAACACACGUGCCCUACUCCCUGCUUCCCGAGGCCAUCACGGCGGAGGGCUCCGGGUGCCGGCUCGUGUACGUGUGCCGGGAUCCCAAGGACAUGCUGGUCUCCUACUGGAACUUCUACCUCAAGGAGGCGGCGACGUUGGCCGCCGCCGGUUGCGGCGGCGGCUGGGUCGGGGAGUCGGCGGCGGCAGGCCUCACCAAAUUCGAGGACGUCUUCGAGCUCUUCUGCGAGGGACGGUACCCCGGAGGCCCCUACUGGCGCAACGCCCUGGAGUUCUGGCACGAGAGCCAGAGGAGGCCCAACGAGGUGCUGUUCCUAAGGUACGAGGACAUGCUGGGAGAUACCGUGGGUAACCUCAAGAAGCUAGCAGCGUUCAUGGGGUGCGCGUUCUCCGAGGUGGAGGAGGAGGCUGGGGUGGUGGAGCAGAUCGUGGAGCUAUGCAGCUUGUCGAGUCUCAAGGGCAUGGACGUGAACAAGAAUGGCAGUACGGUGCUGGCCUUCAGGAAUGAGGCGUUCUUCAGGAAGGGGCAGGUCGGCGACUGGAAAAACUACAUGACGCUGGAUAUGGCGGCGAGGCUGGAUAAGAUUGUUGAGGAGGCCACUCGAGGUUCCGGACUCACCUUUGCGGGCUCAGUCUCGCAUAAUUAUUAA